This is a messenger RNA of Amyelois transitella, 1228 nucleotides long. RefSeq lists its product as uncharacterized. The record is from RefSeq and is a predicted model, not a curated record. NCBI's taxonomy places the organism in Eukaryota, Metazoa, Arthropoda, Insecta, Lepidoptera, Pyralidae. The transcript is spliced from 6 exons. Bases 96 to 1190 code for a protein of 364 amino acids. Gene Ontology annotation, molecular function: DNA-binding transcription factor activity; sequence-specific DNA binding. Gene Ontology annotation, biological process: regulation of DNA-templated transcription.
CUUUUGAAGAAGUUCAUAAUUCGCGAGAAAAAGCUUUUUUUAAUUAAAUAUUAAUUAUCAAUAAUCUUUAAGGACUAAGCAUCGCAUUAAGAACAAUGCAGGACGAUAAAAACGCUAUUUUUCAGAUGCGUUUUCCGCAAAAAUUAUGGUAUUUGCUCAACAUGAACACAGAAGCUAUUUUGUGGGGCGGCACAGGACGCACAAUACUGUUGAAUUAUCGAAUCCUCCAUUAUUAUUUGCAAUGCGACCAUUCAAUAUUCAAAACUACUAAUAUAUCUAGUUUUGUCAGACAGUUGAAUUUAUAUGGGUUUCGAAAAGUCACCUCCCACUUACAAGACCCUCUUUGUAACUCUAGUAAUCCCUACAUGCAUGAAUAUGUGCAUGAUUAUUUUCAAUACGGAAGACCAGAAAUGUUAAAUAAAAUAACUAGAAAAGCAUUAGCUAUUAGAAAGACAUAUAAAUCAAAGGGUAGUCCUGAUCAAAUGCUGUACUUGACACCUCUGCAAAAAGCUCGUCGAGCUUUCCAUGAAGCCCUGAAAAAAGCUACUCAAGACUUGUUCAUGCAAAGCUCUUCAAAACAUCUUUGUAAUCUUGAGUCUGAAGAUGGACAAGAUGAUUUUUGUGAUGAUGAAGAGGCUGAAUUUGAUUGGUUUGGCACCUCUAACAAUUUUAAUAAAGAUCCCGAAAAACCUAUCCCACCAACAGCCAAUGGAGAUUCUCAAGACUUUAAAAACACCAUGCUGAACAAUGAAAGUUAUGAGAAUUCUACUCAGGAAAAUCUGGUAAACUUCAAUGAUGAAGAGUCAUGUCAACAGAACAAUGAUAACUUUCCUAUUCAGUUUUUGAGUAUGCCAGAAUUGGAUACUGAGCCUAUAGAUACCAAAUCUGUAGAAUUGCUAGCAGAGUUUGACAUUCAGCAUGAUGUUCAUGAUGGUAUUGUAAGAAAGGCAACAGGGAAAGAAAAUGAGCACAUCUCUUUGAACUGUGUUCUUCCUUCAGUGAGCAAUGAUCCCAACGAUGAUGGUACUUCAACUGAGAGGAUGAAUGAUGACUCUGACCAUUACCAUGGAGAAUGGGACCAAAUGUUUAAUGAUUUUAUGACCAACAAAGAACCUAACCAAGAAUGUGGGUCUGAUUUAAAAGAACUAUAUUCUCAAAUAUCAAGGACCAUAGAUUUGCUUAAUUCUUAGAUUUAAGUUGGUCUUAGUAAUUAAAAAGGUGUUAUUAU